AACGACAAAUUUCUUCAUUUCGUGAAGAAAUAAUCAUAUAAGUCAACAUGUCAGGCUUGACGGACGGAUCAGCUCGUCGAGAUGAGGACGAGGUGUGCCCUAUCUGCAAAUCCUCGAGAUACCUCAACCCAGACAUGCGGUUCCUCAUUAACCCGGAAUGCUAUCAUAAAAUGUGCGAAUCCUGUGUGGAUCGUAUAUUCUCGUCAGGUCCGAAUUCGUGUCCGGUGAUCGGUUGCAAGAAGACGCUUCGCAAGAAUCGAUUUCGAACACAGACUUUUGAAGACAUCGGCGUGGAAAGGGAGGUUGAUAUUCGGAAGAGAGUCAUGGCAAUUUUAAACCGCCGGGAAGACGAAUUCGACAGUAAACUAGAUUGGGACAACUUCCUCGAACAACGUGAGACCAUGAUCAUGAACCUAGUAUCAGGUAUCGAUGUUGCAAAAACCGAGGCCGACCUACGAAAAUACCAAGCACAAAAUCUUGACUCCAUUCGGGCCAAUCAAGCACGGGAAUCACAAGAAACCUCAUCAUUCCAAGAACAGCAAUCAUUUGAACAAGAACAGGCUCGCUUACGGCGGAUUGCAGUACGAGAGGAAUAUGAAAGAGAACACCGCGAGCUCGCCGCGGGCCGCGAAGAUAUAUUAUCCAGACUUGCCUCAGGCCGACCCGGCGACGCAGCCAGUAUCGCCCGAGAAGGCCAAAAGAUCCUCCUCAAGAAAUCGUCUGCUCGCCGAAGUGAAGAAGAAAGAUUACGCCAGAAACAGGCCGCUCUCCGUGGUGAAAAGACCAAAGGCUCUCGCGCAGUAUCCGCCGCUGCAGAGUCUGACGCGGAACCGAGUCUUAUCAAGGGUCUCAAGAAAGUUUCCUUACCAGAACCUGAGAAACCCUACGACCCUUUUGGUGGCCUCGAAAUCGACAAACGAGAUUACUAUGUUUUGCAAGAUCAUUAUCCGUCUCAGUGGCUUGAUCAAGCUCGUAACAGUACAACUUUUUCGGCUGGCGGGUUCGAUAUCAAAGAGUAUUAUUCACGCACGCUCUUCGAGGCUUUUGCUGGUUUGGGUGUCUUUGUCGAAGAAGAGGUUUCUAAACGUGAUAGCUUUGGUGGCGUAACCACGAAAGCUGCUGUUGCCACGAGAGGUGCUGCGCAGCAGGCUGCUACAGUACGAGCUUCUGAUGAUGUUUUCUAG
Messenger RNA from Talaromyces stipitatus ATCC 10500, 1184 nucleotides. Its product is annotated as CDK-activating kinase assembly factor MAT1. Bases 48 to 1184 code for a protein of 378 amino acids. Gene Ontology annotation, biological process: regulation of transcription by RNA polymerase II; nucleotide-excision repair; positive regulation of cyclin-dependent protein serine/threonine kinase activity. Gene Ontology annotation, molecular function: cyclin-dependent protein serine/threonine kinase activator activity. NCBI's taxonomy places the organism in Eukaryota, Fungi, Ascomycota, Eurotiomycetes, Eurotiales, Trichocomaceae. The transcript is spliced from 3 exons. The record is from RefSeq and is a predicted model, not a curated record. Gene Ontology annotation, cellular component: transcription factor TFIIH holo complex.